Aspergillus udagawae is the source of this 819-nucleotide messenger RNA. RefSeq lists its product as uncharacterized. The transcript has a single exon. Gene Ontology annotation, biological process: base-excision repair. Gene Ontology annotation, molecular function: catalytic activity; DNA binding. The record is from RefSeq and is a predicted model, not a curated record. Gene Ontology annotation, cellular component: nucleus. Lineage: Eukaryota; Fungi; Ascomycota; Eurotiomycetes; Eurotiales; Aspergillaceae. Bases 1 to 819 code for a protein of 272 amino acids.
AUGACACUUCGUCCUCGGCCUCCUAAAGUGUCUCCUUACUUCCCGAAGCCGCUCAUCGAUCCCGAUUCCUGUCUGCCUUUCCCUUCAAUUGACGCACCCACAUUCGGCUUGGUACAAGAGCAACUCACCCACGAUCCAUUCCGUCUGCUUAUCGCCACGAUCUUUCUAAAUCGGACUCGCGGAGGCGUUGCUUUGCCUGUUCUCUUUCGAGUUUUUGACCAUUUUCCGACACUCCACGACAUGAGUACGGCUGAUUUCUCGAAGUUGGUUUCCAUGAUACAUUCUUUGGGAUUUCAGAACGAGCGAGCGAAAAAAUGCAUCGAUCUUGCCAAGACAUGGCUGGCUCGUCCACCGACGAAGGGCAGUCGAUACCGCAGACUACAUUACCCACGCAAGAUGGAUGGGAAAGACGUCGGCCGCGAAGAAUGCAUCGGGGACGACGACACGCGUGUAGCAUGGGAGAUUGCACAUCUGCCUGGUGUGGGCCCGUACUCGUUGGAUAGCUGGCGCAUCUUCUGCCGAGAUGAGCUGCGGGGACUAGCGAAGGACUGGAAAGGCAAUGGCGCGGCAUCAGCAGAUUUUGUCCCGGAAUGGAAAUCAGUCUUACCACAGGACAAGGAGCUACGGGCAUAUUUGACGUGGAUGUGGCUCAAGGAAGGCUGGAUUUGGGAUCGGCACACGGGCGAGCGCAAACGAGCCAGCGAGAAGAUGAUGCGAGCUGCACGCCGUGGAGGUGUGGCUCAGGAACAGGACGGCAAUUUUGUGUUGGAGAUGUCGCCAGUGAAGAAGGUCGCGAAUGGGCUGACAGCAUGGAGUUGA